AUGCCUGGUAGAAUGAUCGAUCUUCUCGCCGCAAAUGCUGGGCGGGUAACUAAUUUACGACGAGUUACAUAUGUGGUGCUGGACGAAGCGGAUAGAAUGUUCGAUAUGGGCUUCGAACCUCAAGUGAUGAGAAUCCUGGGAAAUGUUCGGCCACAACGACAAACUGUUUUAUUCUCGGCCACGUUCCCCCGUAACAUGGAAGCCCUUGCGCGGAAAACGUUAGCAAAGCCCGUAGAAAUUAUUGUUGGUGGAAAGAGUGUUGUUGCACCGGAAAUUACACAGAUUGUGGAAGUACGCAACCAAGAUACUAAAUUUGUUCGACUUUUAGCUCUCCUGGGUGAGCUCUAUGCAGAUGACAAAAACGAGGAUGCGCGCGCAUUGAUAUUUGUCGAUCGACAGGAAGCUGCCGAUGGCCUGCUCCGAGACUUGAUGCAUAAGGGCUAUCCCUGCAUGUCCAUCCACGGAGGUAAAGAUCAAGUUGAUCGCGACUCUACAAUCGACGACUUCAAGGCCGGUGUGUUCCCUAUACUCAUUGCUACUUCCGUUGCAGCUCGUGGUCUGGAUGUAAAACAGUUAAAACUCGUCGUUAACUACGAUGCACCCAACCAUCUUGAGGAUUACGUUCACCGGGCCGGUCGUACUGGGCGCGCCGGCAACACUGGAACCGCCGUGACGUUUUUGACUGAAGACCAAGAGAGAUAUUCGGUGGACAUCUCCAAAGCAUUGAAACAGAGCGGGCAACCGGUUCCAGAACCAGUACAGAAACUGGUGAAUUCGUUCAUGGAAAAAGUUAAAGCGGGCAAAGAGAAGGCUAGUGGUUCUGGGUUUGGCGGCAAAGGACUGGAGCGUCUCGACCAGGAACGUGAUGCCGCUCGCAAUCGAGAAAGGAAAACAUAUAAAACCGGCGAAGAAGGUGAAGAGGAAGAGAGGGAGGAAAAGAAAGACAAGAAGGACGACCUAUUUUCCAAAGCAGCCUCUGCUGUCCAAGCCACGGCAACGCCGGCACCAACACCAGGCGUGCCUAAGAGCAUCGACCUCGAUGGCAAGAUUACUGUCCACAAGACGGAGAAACCUACUCCUACUUCGACUUCGACGAAUAAUCCUCUUGACAAAGUUGGCUCUGCGGUGGCUGAUAUCCAUGCCCGGUUGAACAAGGCUGGCGUGAUGAGGUCUGGCGUCCCUAUUGAUAAUAAGGGUCCUGACGCCGGAGCAUUCCACGCCACCCUGGAAAUCAACGAUUUCCCACAGAAAGCCAGAUGGGCGGUCACCAACCGUACCAACGUUGCCAAAAUCCUCGAGGCCACGGGCACGUCCAUUACGACCAAGGGCAGCUUUUAUCCUGCAGGCAAAGAACCACAGCCAGGUGAAAAUCCGAAACUCUACAUCCUUGUUGAAGGGGACACGGAAUUGGUUGUUACCAAUGCAAAUGCGGGAACUCAUGCGGCUGUUGAAGGAGGGAACCCUUGCUGCCGCGGACAGCGAAUCUCGAGCCCCAACAACCGGCAGAUAUAA
Messenger RNA from Histoplasma mississippiense, 1512 nucleotides. RefSeq lists its product with no specific name. The transcript is spliced from 2 exons. Gene Ontology annotation, molecular function: RNA helicase activity; RNA binding; ATP binding. Bases 1 to 1512 code for a protein of 503 amino acids. The record is from RefSeq and is a predicted model, not a curated record. Lineage: Eukaryota; Fungi; Ascomycota; Eurotiomycetes; Onygenales; Ajellomycetaceae.